This is a messenger RNA of Eutrema salsugineum, 2523 nucleotides long. RefSeq lists its product as uncharacterized. Gene Ontology annotation, biological process: DNA repair; telomere maintenance. Lineage: Eukaryota; Viridiplantae; Streptophyta; Magnoliopsida; Brassicales; Brassicaceae. Gene Ontology annotation, molecular function: DNA helicase activity. The transcript is spliced from 7 exons. The record is from RefSeq and is a predicted model, not a curated record. Bases 1 to 2523 code for a protein of 840 amino acids.
AUGAGUGAGUUCUUUGCUUUUCGGGUUCAAGAGAGGUUUGGAGAAUCUCCAACAAUUGUAAUGUCCGGAAGAUUGUACCAACAGUUUUUGGUUGACGCGUUCACGAUGAUCGAGACGAAUAGACUUCGCUUCAUAUCAAUGAAUCAACAGAAACUUCGAUCCGAGACUUUCGAUAAUAUAAAGGAUGCCGCUGAUAAAGGAAAUUCUGAUAUUUCUGAGAAAGGUAGAAGAAUUUUCAUUCCUGCCUCUUUUACUGGUGGUACAAGAUAUAUGCUUCAACAUUAUCUGGACGCUAUGGCCGCGUGCAAACAUUUUGGAUUUCCAGAUUUGUUCAUCACGUUCACGUGUAAUCCAAAAUGGCCUGAAAUUACUAGGCAUUUACAAAGACAUAAUUUGAAAGCAGAAGAUAGACCAGACAUAUGCGCUCGAGUAUUCAAAAUGAAACUUGAUGAUCUCAUGUACGAGCUAACUAAAAAAAAUGUCUUGGGAGUUGUAAAUGCUGGAGCUGAUUAUGUUCGCGCAGUAGUAGGCAAAGAUGACGAAGAUGAUGAAGUUAAGAAGCAUUUCAACUGUAGGUAUAUAUCACUUGGCGAGUCUAUAUGGAGGAUCGAGGGUUAUGAUACACAUAGUCGUACAGUUUCUGUAACAAAACUCCCGUUUCAUCUGCCGAAUCAGCAAUUAAUUAUAUACAAUGAAGAUGAUCCUGCUGAAGAAGUGGUUGAACGUGUAACCGUUGGUAUGUCCAAAUUCAUGGCUUGGAUGGAAUGUAAUAAAGAGUAUGAAGAAGGAGAGACUUAUUAUUUGAGGCUCUUGCUCAAUAUAGUUAUAAGUCCAACGUGUUUCGAAGAUAUAAGAACGGUUAAAGGGCAUCAUUAUGAUACAUUCAAAGAAGUUUGCUUUGUCCUUGGGUUACUCGAUGACGACAAAGAAUACAUUGAGACUAUAAAAGAUGCAAAUCUUAGGCUGUCUACUGAGCAGGUUAAAAACCUUUGCUUAGCUGAGAUAGAGAUGCUUCUGCGUACUGCUGGAAGUUCUCUUACAGAUUUUUCAUGUAUGUCGUAUCCAGAUGAUUUGGAUAUGACUAUACGCGGUAAUCCUCUUAUUCGUGAUGAAAAAAGUUAUAAUCGAGAUUAUUUGCGAGUUAGACAUGAUGAGUUGUUUGCCACGAUAACUGAUGAACAACGACUUAUCUAUGAUGAGAUUCUAGAAGCUGUUUAUUCAGGCUCUGGCGGAAGGUUUUUUGUUUAUGGUUCUGGUGGUACCGGAAAAACGUAUCUAUGGAGCUUAUUAGGAGCCGCGUUACGUUCAAAAGGUGAUAUUGUUCUGAAUGUUGCAUCAAGUGGAAUUGCUGCUUUGUUAUUGCAAGGAGGUCGAACGGCCCAUUCGAGAUUUGCAAUUCCAAUUGUUGUUAAUAGUUUUACGAAGUGUGCAAUCAAAUCUCAAUCAAACCUUGCAGAAGUGAUCGAUGCAUCUAAACUGAUAAUAUGGGAUGAAGCAUUAAUGAUGAGUAGGGAUUGUUACGAGACAUUGGAUAGAACCUUGAGAGAUAUAUUAAAAUGUGACAAGCCUUUUGGUGGUAAAGUUAUCGUUUUUGGUGGAGAUUUCAGGCAAAUUUUGCCUGUUAUUCCAAACGCAGGCAAAACAGAGAUUCUUAUGGCUACUUUAAAUUCAUCUCCCCUUUGGUUUGGAUGUAAAGUGUUGAGGCUUACACGUAACAUGCGACUAAUCCCUGGAGACAACAGUCGUGAGAUGUGUGAGCUAGCAUCUUUUACAAGGUGGAUUCUUGAUAUCGGAGAAGGAAAAAUAAAUCCGAGUGAUAGCGGAGAAAGCGAGAUUGAUAUUCCAAGUGAACUAUUGAUUAAUGAUUGUGAAAAUCCGAUUAAAGCUAUUGUUGAUGAAGUUUAUGGACAGGAUUUUCACAAAAAGACUGAUCCUAAGUUCUUUCAGGAUAGGGCUAUUUUGAGUCCAAGGAAUGAUGAUGUUGGGCUUAUAAAUGAUUACAUGUUAUCACAAUUAAAAGGUGAGGAACAAACCUAUCUAAGUUGUGAUAGUAUUGUUUACCCAACCAUUGUUUUGCGUUUAAGAGCCGGUACUCCUGUUAUGUUGCUGAGGAAUAUUGAUCCUAGGAAUGGUUUGUGUAAUGGAACUAGGUUACUUAUUACUCAGAUGGCCAAUUAUGUCCUAGAGGCUAUAAUAAUAACUGGUGACAAAAUAGGAGAGAAAAUUCUUAUUCCUAGGAUAUUUUUAUCUCCGACAGAGACUAAAUUUUCUUUCAGAAUGAGGCGCAAACAGUUUCCAAUUACCCUUGCUUUUGCGAUGACGAUAAACAAGAGUCAGGGUCAGACACUUGCUAAAGUUGGAUUGUAUCUGCCUAAACCAGUCUUUACACAUGGUCAACUGUAUGUUGCUGUUUCGCGGGUAACAUCCAAAUCAGAACUACAAAUCUUAAUCACGGACAAAGACAAAAAGCCUCAAAAGAAGACAUUAAACGUUGUAUACAAAGAUGUCUUUGAUAAUAUUUAG